Molecule: messenger RNA, 843 nt
Organism: Carassius auratus (goldfish)
Lineage: Eukaryota; Metazoa; Chordata; Actinopteri; Cypriniformes; Cyprinidae
Product: 39S ribosomal protein L54, mitochondrial
Exons: 3
Coding region: 150-560 (136 amino acids)
Cellular component (GO): mitochondrial large ribosomal subunit
Molecular function (GO): structural constituent of ribosome
Source: RefSeq, a predicted model, not a curated record
CGCUGAUGGAAACAGUGAGGUUUGAGCCAACAGGCCUCCAUGUUGGAUCUAGACUGUGUGUAAAGUGCGCAUGCGAGUUGCAGUUUCACCCGGAAGUCUUACAUACAUGUACAGUUCAGACAACACUGUGGAAGGGCUGAAGAGGCACAAUGGCAAAUAGCGUACUUCAAUGUUUUAAGAGGAUAAACUUGCCUGUUUUUAAUCCUUAUAACGAUCUCUUUGGUUACACUUUACGGAUUCAGUCCCGUAGUUACGCUAGUAAGAAACCAGUAACUAAAGGCAAAGGUAAAGGAAUGGUAAAGGAAGUUUUUAAGGGUCCAGAAGUUUGUAAGGAUCCAGUGAGACUUUGCACUCAUGCAAGUGGAGUCAACAUCUUCAAACAAGGAGAGGAUCCUCUUAUUAAACCCAAGGAAGAAUAUCCAGAAUGGUUGUUCGAGUUGGACCUCGGUCAACCCAAAAAACUCAACGAACUGGAACCAGACACUCGCGAAUACUGGAAGCUUUUAAGGAAGGAGCAUAUUUGGAGACAUAAUAAACUGCAUAAAGGCAAAAAGAUGUAGAGACUUUGGACAUAAUCAUGCAUAUUUGAGAGCAAGGCCUGGGUGAACCUUUUGCAUUCACAGCGGACAUUACCUGAGGUGCAUCUGGACUUCAGAUAUGGAGAAGUUUAACAAACAAAUUAGUGCUGACAAAGAUAAACACACUUUUUCAGUUUUGCUGGUGUGUUGGUACUGUGUCUGAGGAUCAAGUGGUUGUAUUUUUGUUGUCAUUCUUUGUAUUAUUGUGUUAUAAUUAUUUUCUCACUUAUGUCACAUGAAAAAAUAAAUAAAUUCUAAUGCAAAA